AUGGGAAAAGAAGACGACGAAGCAUUACAGCGGAAGCGCGAACUCUAUCGAACAUUGGACUCGCUCGCCCACAGCGACGAUGAUGAACCCGAUCCUGGCCGCAAGUCCUCCAUGGAAGCCAUGGCAAGGGCCGUCCGCCCAAAGCCUACGACCCAGAAAAGUGCGCAAGGCCUACAGCGCUCCACAUCGGACAGCACGAACGGCAACCGCGCUGCUGGCAGGCCAGGAGAGCGAAGCCUGUCCGGCAUACCACCAACUGCAUCCCAGGCGCAUGCGAAGCUGACUAGUCGCCAUACCUUCUCCGGUGUUUCUGGUGAUGCACCGGCUGUCAAUGCCUCCAAAGCUGCAGUUCCGUCGAUGGCUGGCACGAAGCGGAAGAGGAAGGAAGACGCUUCUAAAGUCCCAGAGAAUCAGCAGAUCUUCAAAGGAUUGAGUUUCUUCUUCUUUCCCAACAAUGACAAACACCCUGCUCGCAAGAUCCGUAUAGCGAAAGCUGCCGAGUUUGGCGCAGUUUGGGCGAAGGAUUUUGAUGAGAGUGUCUCUCGCAUCAUUGUCGACAAAGGCAUGGAGUACAAAUUCCUUUUAAAGUUCUUGAAGCGCGAAACCAUUCCUUCACACAUUGCCGUGGUAUCGGAGGACUAUACUGCAGAGUGCAUAGCUUACAAGAUAUUGCUGGAUCCACAGCAGCCUCGCUUCAGGAUCAAAGGACAUCCCACGGCAGUAGAAGCCCGGCCAGUAUCGGCAAGCUCAGAGAAGUCCUUGGAGCUGAAGAGUGCUGGGAAGUCUGUUACGGCUCGUGAACCAGAGACGCCAUCUGCCUCUGGCCAUUCGGACGCAGUUCCAGUAUCCCCUUCGGCCAACGAGCAAGGCACACGAGGUGACCUCCAAGCAGAACCUCCAGCUGUCGCGGCUCAGACGAGUAAACCCACCACCAGCAACAUCGUCAGCACAGACGAGCUCGAUGCAGCCAUUUCGCAAGCCCGAGAGUUACAACAUGUCCCACUCGACCAGGAUGAAGAAGCCUCCAGCCGACCUGCAAGCUCUGGAGGUCCGGACACCGACGAUGAGGACGCUGUGACCCCGACAAAACCGAAGAGCAAAUAUCGCGGCAUACAAGACAAGUUCCAAUGCAUGCAGAAGCACACUAGUGGGAAGGCCGAAAAUCCCAACGCCACCACGAUAGCAAUCCUACAACAAAUGGCAGACUACUAUGGAAAAAUUGGUGACGAGUGGCGGACAAGAGCUUACCGCAAAGCAAUGGGGACGUUGCGGAACCAUCCAGCCAAAGUGUGGACACGAGCAGAGGCGUUGGCCCUCCCACAGAUCGGUGAGCGACUUGCGACCAAGAUUGAGGAGAUUGCAUACACCAACCGUCUCCGGCGCCUGGAGAAUGCCAAAGCCGAGCCAAGCGAUCAGACACUGCAGGCGUUCACGCAGAUCUACGGCGUAGGGUAUGCUCAGGCAAGCAAGUGGGUGGAUGCAGGAUACAAGACCGUCGACGAAGUGCUUGCUAAGGCUGAGUUGACGACUAACCAAUGGAUUGGCAUCGAGCACUAUGAGGACUUUAACACGCGCAUACCAAGGGCAGAAGUCGAGCGUCAUGGUGCCGUGGUGAAGAAGACUCUCCACAAGAUUGAUCCAGCGUUCGAGGUCAUUGUCGGCGGCUCAUACCGGCGUGGAUCAGCUACUUCCGGAGACAUCGACUGCAUCAUCACCCGGCCCAACACAGGAGCUGGCCGCAUCCGCGAAGUCAUCCUAGGUCAACUAAUCCCGAAGCUUCUCGCACAGAAUUUCCUCGUGGCAGAGUUGGCAAUCACAUCCAGAGACGACGGGAGCAAAUGGCACGGUGCCUCGCAACUCCCUCCCUCAACCCCAGAUGCCACACCGCUUCCCUGGCGUCGCAUAGACUUCCUGCUCGUGCCUUCUGAUGAGCUCGGAGCAGCUCUCAUCUACUUCACCGGGAACGACAUCUUCAAUCGAAGCAUGAGACUGCUAGCCGGAACGAAGGGUAUGCGACUCAACCAGCGAGGGCUCUACAAGGACGUCAUAAGAGGCAAGGGCCGGGAGAAGCUGAGCGAGGGGACCUUGGUGGAGGGGAAGGAUGAGAGGAGGAUUUUUGAGGUGCUUGGGGUGCCGUGGAGGCCGCCUGAGCAUCGGAUUUGCUGA
Molecule: messenger RNA, 2166 nt
Organism: Saxophila tyrrhenica
Lineage: Eukaryota; Fungi; Ascomycota; Dothideomycetes; Mycosphaerellales; Extremaceae
Exons: 1
Coding region: 1-2166 (721 amino acids)
Biological process (GO): double-strand break repair via nonhomologous end joining
Cellular component (GO): nucleus
Molecular function (GO): DNA binding; DNA-directed DNA polymerase activity
Source: RefSeq, a predicted model, not a curated record